Messenger RNA from Apis dorsata (giant honeybee), 4150 nucleotides. Its product is annotated as alpha/beta hydrolase domain-containing protein 17B. Bases 458 to 1618 code for a protein of 386 amino acids. Gene Ontology annotation, biological process: protein depalmitoylation. Gene Ontology annotation, cellular component: plasma membrane; endosome membrane. Gene Ontology annotation, molecular function: palmitoyl-(protein) hydrolase activity. The record is from RefSeq and is a predicted model, not a curated record. The transcript is spliced from 2 exons. NCBI's taxonomy places the organism in Eukaryota, Metazoa, Arthropoda, Insecta, Hymenoptera, Apidae.
UAUAGAUAAAGUACCAAAAGUAACAUCUCCUGUUUUGGUAAUUCAUGGAACUGAAGAUGAUGUAAUAAAUUUCAAUCAUGGUUUAGCAAUUUAUGAGAGAUGUCCAAGAGCAGUAGAACCAUUAUGGGUUGAGGGUGCUGGUCAUAAUGAUGUAGAAUUAUAUGAUCAAUAUUUAGAACGAUUGAAGCAAUUUGUAAGUGUAGAACUGAUAAACUGACGGCGACUAAGCCUCUCCCAGAAUCAGGGGGGGCAGGGAGGAGGACAUACACAUGUAAGCAGUCAAGGACACACCACUUCUAAUAAUUCAAACACUACCAGUUCUAUUUCAACAAGCUCACAGACUGAAAAGCUUGUCUAGCAAUCGCCUUCCACAGGGGAGAAGGCACCUGUCCUCCCCUGUGAUGAAGAAUCAUCUUUCGUUUCUAUAGAUGAUGGAUUUUUCUUUCGUGAUCAACAGAUGGAUAUUAAUCAGAAAAUUCAUCAUAAAAAUUCUUUAAAGGAAACAUGUUCUGAGGAUGAUGACUCAAGUUUAGAUAGUAAUUCAAAAAAAGCUAUUCAACAAGAUGACAAAAAUAUGAAAGAAGAAGAAUUGAUAACAAAUAUUCAAGAUAAGAAACAUAAUAAAACAAUAUUAGAAGGUACUUCUAUUCGCCAUAACUUUCGAUUAAAUCAUAUUAGUCAAGUUGCAAAAAAACAUAUUUCUUUGCCAAAAAAUAUAAAAAACCCAUUUACUAAAAGUCAAAAGAAUAUUGUCCAUAGAACUUUAAAAAAUUCAUUUGGUCAAAGCCAUAAGAAAGCUGAUAUACAAAUAUCCCAUACAACUUUAGUUGACAUACAGGUUGAAGACUGCCGACAAUAUACUAUUGAAGAAAAGUCAUUGUCAUCAUAUUCCAAUAUAUCUAAUGAUAAUAAUAAAAGUAUUUCAGAUUGUAAAAAUAGUCAAAGUCAGUUCAAAUCAGAGAAAAAAUCUCCUAUAAAUCAGUUCAAAUAUAGCAGUAUAGAAUCUGUGUUGGAUUCAGAAUGUACUAAAAAUAAUAAGAAAUAUUGCAGUAAUAAAAUUCUAAAUAAAGAUACAACUAUAAAAGAUAAGAAGUCUGAAGAACAUGAUACACAGAUCCAUCAUGAAAAAUCAAUAGAAUCUUCAAAAAAGUUUUCAUGGGGUAAUAAGAGCAGUAAAUUUGCAAGUAAGAGUUUUGAAAAAACAUGUAAGGAUAAAGGAAAAAAUGAUUCUAUAGAGAAAAAAUUGAAAGCUAAAAAAAUUCUUUGCAGUCCUUUAAGAAAAUUUGGUCGAUCAUCUUUGACAAUCGAACCGGAUAAAAUUAUGAUAAAUUUACCAAAGUGUUCUCCUUGCGCUUGUAGAUUGGCUGCAAGUUCAAAAAUUUUAUCCAAUGAUUCCAGUUUAUUGUCCCGAUUUACUAUAAAUCGUGAAAGUCCUCAUCACGCUGUACGUUCGAAGAGUCCGUCGCAUAUAGACGUACAAACGGAUAUUAGUUCAAAGUCUUCAGAAAGGACAUCAAUGCAGACUAAUUUAUUUUCAAAUAUACAACAAUUUAAAAAAUCACGAUAUACGCCUCGAAGCAGAAGCGUCGGUGAGUUGUGCAACAUUGUCAACAAAUGAAGCAGUCUUGAGUUAUUCAUCUAGUAGAAUUUCUGGACAAAACUGGACUUCCAACAUCGUCAGUUGAAUGCUCAGGAAAUGUUUAUUCAAAAAUUAAAAAGAAAACUAUAUAUAGAACAUUCUGAUAAAAUUUAACAAAGCAACUUUAGAGGCAAAGUGUUAACUAAAUAACAUGAAUCCCACAAGUUGUCGCUCCAUUAUUCUUCCACAUAACUUUAAAGAAAUCAUAGAUUUAUACGCACGACACUUAUUCGGGCUGUAACAGUGCUAGUGAGACUGUGCACAUAAAUACACAUAUAAUACAUACAUAAAAUUUAUUAUAUUUCUAGAGAUAUGAAAUAAUAUAUCUGUGCAUAUUAAAUAUUCUUAUUACACAUGCGCACACAUACUGGUGCAUGCGUGUGUAUGUUGUAAGCCGUUUUUAUAGCAUAUGCUGUGGAACGUUGUUACGACAAAUAUGUCGAGUAUUAUUAUUAUUAUUUUUACUAUUAUCUUCCUUAAGAUUAGGGAGUCGAAUGGCUUACAUUGAAAUACUUUCUGCUACCACGAAUGAUACUAUACUUGCCUGUAGCAAGUAUAUGGUAUGAGAAUUCUUCGCUGAACCUAUUUCUUAAUUUAAAAAUUUCAAUAUAAUUUUAUAUUAUCAUUGAUUAAUUAAGAAUUUGUUCAUCAUCAUUCAUUAUUUCAUUAUGCAUUUAAACUUAUUUUUCUAAAAUUUUUCUGAAAAAGAAUAAGCAGCAAUUAGUAGAUUUAUUAGUGAAUAUGAGAUGUAUAUUUGGCAUUUCAGUGUUUCCUUUUAUGACUCAAUUUUAUAAAUUAGGUUCAGCGGUGAAACAAAUGUAAUGUGAAAUCGCAUGUUUUUAUAAAUAAAUCGCUGUCACUGUGACCAGUGUAUAUGAUAGCUGUAUCGAUAACGAAAACAUUUGUUUUUAUAUUGACCCACAGCAGAGGCCUGUGCAGUGAGCAAUGGAAAUCUUCCAAGAUAGCAAAGAAUUUAGAAUAGAGAUUAAAAAUUAAUGGAUAGCGUUAAGAAAUCGUGUAAGUGUGAGACGUCAUAAAAGACGUUACGUUUUACUGAAAAUGAAUGAGAUGAUGAGAUAACAAUAAGAAUGCAACUAGAUAGGGACAAUAUUACUGCCAAACUUGAUUAUGAAUUAGUUUAUUUCUAAAGAGAUGAAUCGUUUGGAGGAUCUUGUCUAUAGGUAUGUUUCUUGUUAGUAUUUUUAUAUCUCGAUAAUGUAAAUACAGUACAAUUAAAUAAUUUUUUCUUCAUUAGUGUAUGUAUAAUGUAUGCGACAACGUGACUGUACGGAGCCAAUGGAAUGAAUCGGCGCUAGUACAUGUAUGUAUUUCUGUAGAAAUUUUUUUUUUAAUUUUGAGUUUUCUUGAAAAUUUUUACCCGUCCCUGUUAUCUUUUAAAUAAUAAAUUACUACGAAUGUUUUCAAAUUAUGAGUAUAAAUUGAAAUUAAAUAUAUGUGUAAUUGUAAUGGUAUGAAUGAAUGGAAAGUGAAUAUAAAAUUGUUAAAAUUUAAUUAAAACAAAAAAAAAUUAAUGAAUUACUAUUGCAAAAUAAUUAAGAAUAAUGUAUAAUUUUCGUUAUUUUAUCUAUAAGUUUGAUAUUCUUAAUUGUUGUUAUCUAUAUUAUUAUCUUCAAAUAUUACUUUUGUUACUUAUUUUGCAUUGUUAUUUUAUUAAUUAUUAUCUAAUUAUCAAUCUUUAUAUUCACUUUCCUUUAAUAUUAAUCUCUUAGAAUAUAUUAUGAUGCAUUAUAGUAUCGAGAUAGAGAGUCCGAUACUACUCUUCCAUUGGCUUUCACGUAGCCGCUAUUAAAUUGAUCUGUAUCGAUCGCAAUUCUAAUAUCUAUUUCGUAACUUGUGAAAAAAAAAAAAUUUAUACUGUUGUUUGACAAAUAUCCAGUUUUAUAGACGGCGAAUAUUUCAAAGAGCGAAUUUUAUAGUAAACUUAGUAAAAACAACAUAUACAUAUAUAGAAUAACAAAAUGAUCAUCGGUGCUCGACGAAAAAUAGAUUUGGUCGUAUAUAAAACUGGAUAAAAAAUAACUUUUGUACAGCAUAUUUCGAACGCAUACGUGUCCCCUCUUUCUUCUACUUUCAUUCUCGUUUUCCAUCGUGUGUUUCUCUCUUUCUCUCUUUCUCUCGCUCAUUUCUUUUACUAUUUUUUAUUGUCCUACUCUGUCUCUCAAUACGCGUCAAGCAAUCGACCGGUUUUGAACAGCACUUUCGUCUUUCAUAAUUGCAUCGUGCUGGUAGAAUGGUACUCAAUGGUCUUUUUUUUUUUUCUUUGGGUAUCACGCGAAUCACGGUGCGGUAUUCAUAACUGUACAUAUUAGCGUGUAAGUGAAAUAUUAGAAAUAAUAUACUCGAUGUUCUGUUCGGUCGUAUCUAAUGUACUUACGGGAGAAGAUAGGUUAAAGAGAUGGGAGGGAGGAGAUAACAAUGAUAGAGAUUACAAGAUCCCUUGAAUCGAUCGUUAGUCAUAUGUCAUAUGUAUCACAAAAUGUAGUCACAAAG